This is a messenger RNA of Acaulospora morrowiae, 142 nucleotides long. The record is from the annotation of a GenBank genome assembly. NCBI's taxonomy places the organism in Eukaryota, Fungi, Glomeromycota, Glomeromycetes, Diversisporales, Acaulosporaceae.
CCUGGAGCAAAGUAUUUAUUGGUAUAAAAAGGCGUUUGAAAACGGAUGCGAGAAGGCCCAAAAUGAAUUGGUCAUACUCGAGAAACAACUUGAACGUCGAAGGCGGUCCCUACAGUUACCGAAGGAAGUGGAGAAAGACUGA